Sitophilus oryzae (rice weevil) is the source of this 4090-nucleotide messenger RNA. It is a transcript of the gene spoon, whose product is annotated as KH domain-containing protein akap-1. Lineage: Eukaryota; Metazoa; Arthropoda; Insecta; Coleoptera; Curculionidae. The transcript has 11 exons. The coding region runs from base 440 to 2410 and encodes 656 amino acids. Gene Ontology annotation, molecular function: RNA binding. The record is from RefSeq and is a predicted model, not a curated record.
GGCAACAGCGCAUGUGCACACCUUUCGAAUUUUCAAGAACACCUCGUCGGGGCGGUUCGCGAACGCGGCCACGUGGUAAAUUCUACAUCCGCCGGUCGCAAGAAACGAACGCGUGUUUUUCAAUCGCUCGCUCGCAGCAGGCUUGGCAAAGUCCUGCUACAGGUUAUUAUCGCGUCUCUGUGACAUUUCUUCGCCCUGUCAGUUAUUAUUUUUUUAUUUUUUUGUAAUCGGUGUAUUAUUGUUUUUUAACAAUUAACGAGGGUAUUCAAUCCGUAUUCCGGUACCGUUCAUCGGCGGAGAAUUGUUAUUUUUCGAGAUUUGCGUCGAUCGUCUUGAGUAAACAGCUGUUACGGUUUUUUGCGCGUUGGAUUUUUUGCUUCUUGCAGAACAUGGAUCAUUGCGUAUUCCCUAGACACAGCAAACGUGGAUCAAUCAAAUUAUGGCCCCGUUCUUACCUGGUCCGGUUGUAAAGUACAGCGUCCCGACUGUAAUCAUUCUUCUCAGCUAUUUCUUGUACAGAAGGAAGAAAAUUGGAGUUCGAAGUGACACAGGUGGCUCCAAACCGAUCGAGGAAAGUUUUAGAGACUCCACGGAGAGCACUGAGGAAUCGGAAACGUUUGAAGAUCCAGAUUUAUCAAUCGCGGCAUUUCCAGAGAAGGUGAAAAGGUCGCAGAGUACGCCAGUAUCAUCCCCACCGAAAUCAUUCAACAGAUCGUUGAGCGGCGUAGAGACAGCCCCUAUUGAUAUAGUUUAUCCUCCAGAGUUGAGGUCAACAAAGUCUACUCCAGUAGUUAUUCCAGACGAAGAUUUGGAUAUAGAAAUUGAAAAGAUAAAAUCGAUGAGGAACCAGUACACUUCACCCAGUACCAUAUCUUCACACCUGUCCAAAACUCCAUCUCCUAAGGUGGAGAAGUCGAUUGCAGACUUCAAAUCCAGUCCAGAAGUUAAACAGGAAGAUUCAGAUAAUAAGAAUUGUUCAGUUAUUAAAGAAAGCUUUGAGCACAACGUUUUGAACAGCAGCAGUGACAGCAAUACUAGUAUAAAAAUGGCCCAAAAAGAUAUUACGCCGGUAGUGACCAAACCUAAUACACCCAAGAAAAUCAAAUCUAAUAAGACAGAGAAGAAACAGGAAAAACCUGUAAAGAGCCCACAAAAAAAUAAAACACCAGAAAAGAAAAUGAGCGUUUUAAAGAUUUCUUCUCCUGAACCAAAAGAAGAAGAAUGCGGACUGCAAAACACGAAUCAAACAAGCGGUGAAGACUUACAUGAUCAUCCGGAAGUGUGUAGAAAAAGUUCAGGAAGAGAUUCGGCCAAUCAUAGUCCGUCAGAUGUUAUGAUGGCCAGUCCUAGUUUAAGUUGCAUGUCUGACAAUCAUAGUGAAGGUUCAAGUGACAGUGGAAAAGGAAGCAGUGACGUCGCAACGCCCCCUGCCUCCCGUACCCCACAAAUAGGCAUGGACCCGAGUGUGCCAGUGAGUUACGAUUUCGCCAUCCAUCAAAAUUUGGUUGGUAAACUGAUCGGCCGUCAAGGGUGCUUUGUUCAGAAUAUCAAAGAUAAAUGCAAUGCACAUGUGUAUGUUAGAAGUCAUCCCACUAACAACAGAUUGAAGCUAUGCAGUGUUGAAGGAACACAAAAGGAGAUUGACAAGGCUUUGAAAAUGAUUCGUGAUAAAUUUCCUCUUAAAAAAUAUGCAGAAGUUACGCUGGAACAGGUUCAGUUAACACCAUUGGUACCGACAGUUUCUCUAGUUCCAGACUAUCUUUAUUUGAAGCUAAUAGAAGGCAUUAACAAUGAUACAAUAUUGAGUUGUAUGGUGGCCCCAAAUCAUCUUUUUAUGCAACAACCAACACACCCUUCUUUUCCAAGCCUUAAUUUGCUAACGAAUUGUAUGAAUUCAUGUUACAACUCUACAGAUUCUCCAUUGUUGCCAUCACCUAUUCCAGAAAAUACAGUUUGUGCUGCUUAUUCGAUAGACUCGUGGUACAGAGCAAUAGUCCUUUCUUCAGAUGACGAAACGGACACGUCAUAUAUAAAAUUCCUAGAUUAUGGAGGUUAUGCUUAUGUAGAAAAUGACAAAUUGAGGCAGAUCAGACAAGAUUUUAUUCUCUUGCCCUUCCAGGCAUCUGAAUGUUUUUUAAGUAACGUUAAACCUUUAACAAGUGACGGAUCAUGGCCAGAAGAAGCUUAUAAUAUAGUAGCUGAAGUUACCAAAGGUUCAAUAAUUUACACUCAAGUAGCGGACUAUAGUCCAGAAGGAGUUCCUCUAGUUUUAUGUUUUGUUGUUACUGGACCUCAAGAUGUGGUAUUCCUUAAUAGAAGACUUGUAGAUGAAGGCUAUGCAGAGUGGGUCGACUUUGAAGAGACGCCUUCGACAACACAACAAUCGGAAGUCGAUACUAUUGUCGCAUAAUUCUCUAUUAUUGUUAAUUUUACCGUUCUUAAGAAUAAUUGAAAAUCGUUUAUUCUUCACAAAUGACCAAAAAAGUCGAACUUGGGGUUGAGUAACUUGAAUUUUAAUUUGUGAUCAAUUUCGGCGCUAGUUAAUUGAUGUGUUUUGCAUGACUCGACCUUUUUAGUUGACAUAUAAUACAGGGAUGUAAAUAAAAAACUUCUUAUGGUUUGGUUCAGUUAAUGUAUCUCUGGUAUUCUAGUCCUUUUUGAGUACCCCUGUAUAACAAGUAUAAUAUAUGGCAUAUUCUAUAAAUUAAAGGGAAAUGUCAACGUCAGCUUAUUAGCUCUUUUGUAUUUUAAUAUUUUGUAGUUUUUAGGUUAACGACUGAUAAGUAUGCGUUAUAUAUACAUAUAUAAAUUUUUAUUAUUGUCGAGAUUGUAGUUGAUAGAUACUGUACUACUUAGGGCACGAUUUAAAAAUUGCAUGGUUUUUAAUUAGUAAAUAAAUUCAAUUUAUAAUUGAGCAGAUAGAAUGUUAAAUGAUUUUGUUGUUUUUAUGCGCAUUAAAUUUUGUUUUUGGGUUCGAAGGUUGUAAUGUAUCAUGCUUUUUUUUUGUUUUUGUUGUAUAAAGAGUAUACUGAAAAUGGUAUAUCAAAUAUCUACAUAGAUAUUUUUAUUUUUGUCCUAUUAAAAAUUAAAAACCUCGCAAUGAGUAUUGCUAUUAGUACGGAAAGUAUUCCUGGCGGGGGCAUGUGAUAAAUGUGAAAGCGCAAUAUUUUUAGUUAAAACUAAAUCAUUUUUAGUAUUGUAAAUAAAAUUUAUUUAUAUUACUUAUUUUCUUAAUAGACUUUUUGAUUAUUUUAUUUUUUUAUUGUUGUAUGCUUAAAAUUGCAUAAAACUGUCUUACUGAAUUAGACAUUGUUCGUUUUAAUUUUUUUACCUUGUUAGAGAUAAUCCACUUUUGCUACGACAAAUGAGCCACUAAAACUAAUUUAUUGAACCAUUUCUUCAUUUAGGGAAUUCUGCUUUCUUAGUAUCCUAAUGAGAUUCUCAUGUCAAGUGACAACGCAGUUCUGCGUGUUUGGUAAUUACUUUCAUAACAUAAAAAGACAAAAGAUGCUGAAACUGAAAUAGCUUAAGCGGCCCAUACAUUAUCAAACAAAUUGCGCAACACAGGCUGUUGCCAUUGUAUAGCUCUGUUUGAUGCGUUACGCAAUUGUUUGGUAAGUUUCAAUGUUUGAAUUAUUUUGUGCAACGGGACUGUUUGCGCAACACGUUGUGUAGUGUAUGUGUUCGUUGCAAUAUUUUAAUUGCCAGACGGUUUUUUUGGCGGGAUGUCGCUAAUUUCUCGAACAAUGCACAACUUUUAAUAAAAAGUUUGAUCAAAAUUUUACCAAAUGUAUGGGUGAUGCAGUUGUGCAACGCAACGUUGGGCAUCGCUUUGUUGUGCAAUUUGUUUGAUAAUGUAUGGACCGCUUUAUUCUCUACCAGCUGAAAAUUUGCGUAUUUUCAAUAGUCUGUAGGCUCCCCAAUUUACGGCUGGAUCAACAUGUCUAAAGUCUUUCAAAAAAACUAAACAAAAAUAUUGGCUACUGAGUGAUCAGCGUUCCAUCUUGUUUGGUUUUUGUUUCUUUAAUAAAGAAGCUUUAAUUAUAAUGGUCUAUCCAAAGAAAGAAAUGGCGAUUUCGAUAGAUGGUCA